This is a messenger RNA of Lingula anatina, 1320 nucleotides long. RefSeq lists its product as uncharacterized. Lineage: Eukaryota; Metazoa; Brachiopoda; Lingulata; Lingulida; Lingulidae. The record is from RefSeq and is a predicted model, not a curated record.
AUGGCUCUCAAGCGUUACCAGUCCCUGUGCCGCAAGUUGAGAACCAAUCCAGAGCGAUCCCGCAGCUACUCUGAAAUCAUCAACACAUGGCUGGAGAAAGGUUAUGCCAGAAAGAUGACAGACAGUGAAGUCCAUACACAGAGCCCCAUCACCUGGUAUUUGCCGCAUCAUGACGUUUACACUUCGAAUAAGACCAGAGUCGUUCAAGACUGUGCAGCCAGAUAUGCAGGGACGUCGCUGAACGACAAGUUACUUACAGGUCUAGACCUCCUCAACAGUUUGACAGCAGUUCUACUUAACUUCCGACGGGGAUCCAUUGGUUUAUCUGCAGACAUUGAGUCCAUGUUUCACAGAGUGCUGUGUUUGAAAACUGACAGAGACUGUUUACGUUUCCUGUGGUCUGAUGAUCUACUCAUUGAACAGCCUGACAUGUUUCAGAUGUGCGUUCAUCCAUUUGGUGCCAAGUCGUCUCCCACGUGUGCCAACUAUGCUUUGCGCUGUACAGCAACUGACAACACCGACAAGUUUUCUUCCCUAGCAGUUGAAACUUCACUGCGGAACUUCUACAUGGAUGAUUUAUGUACCAGUCAACCAUCUGUGGACCUCGCCAUAUCCUUAUCCCAUGAAUUGGUGGAUCUACUGAGCAUUGGUGGAUUUCGUUUGACGAAGUGGGUAUCCAACUCCAGAGAUGUAUUGUCCUCCCUCCCUGCAUCAGAAGUUGUCAUCAAGAACUUUGACCUCUAUAUGGAUGCCAUGCCUUCCCAGCAGGUACUUGGCUUCAUAUGGGACACUAAUGAGGACGCCAUAACGUUUAGAACCCUUCAAUCGAACCCUCCUGCAACCAAGCGUUGUAUUAUACGCACAAUUGCUACCAUCUUCGAUCCUUGUGGACUGUGUGGGCCAUUUAUCCUUGCUGCCAAGCAACUAAUGCAGAUACUUUGGAAGCGUGCGCUUGCUUGGGAUGAUGAUCUACCAGAAGACCUACUGAGCAUGUGGCAGUCCUGGUUAGCCGACCUUCCAAACAUUGCGGGUAUUCGAGUUUCACGCUGCUACUCACCAGACCUAUGGGAAGCACCAACUGUAGAAGUCCAUAUCUUCUGUGACGGCUCCGAAAUUUCGUUUGGUUCUGUUGCCUAUUUACGCAUUGUUUCCGCCAAUGGUACAAUUUCCGUUGCCUUUUUGCUGAGCAAGACCAGAAUUGCACCCGUGAAGAAGCUGACGAUGCCACGACUUGAGCUACAGGCAGCUGUACUAGCUGCUAGAAUUUACCUCAAACUUAAGGAGGAGCUACAUUUUGAUGUAACCAAGGCCGUUUUUUGA